CCUCCUCAGAACCCUCGAGGGAAGCCAGGCGGAGGGCCAGGAUGGAUGAGGACUUCUCCUCUCAGAUGAAGAAGAUGGCCUUGGCUAUGGGCACGUCCCUGUCGGACAAGGACAUAGAGCUGCUGCCCACGGACAUGAGGCAUCACGGCUCCUUCAACUACCUCAAGUUCCUGGAGUACAUGCAGAAGUUCCAGGCCUCGGGGCAGCUGGACAGCGCCAUCCGCCAGGCCUUCCAGACCCUGGACAAGGACAAGAGUGGCUUCAUCGAGUGGAAUGAGAUCAAGUACAUCCUCUCCACCAUUCCCAGCAGCGGGCCCACCGCCCCGCUGACAGAUGAGGAGGCUGAGGCCAUGAUCCAGGCGGCCGACACGGACGGGGAUGGGAGGAUUGACUUCGAAGAAUUUUCUGAAUUGAUCAAAAAGGAGAAAGUUCCAAAGAAGAAGUAG
Messenger RNA from Enhydra lutris kenyoni (northern sea otter), 446 nucleotides. Its product is annotated as parvalbumin beta-like. Gene Ontology annotation, molecular function: calcium ion binding. The transcript has 5 exons. The coding region runs from base 42 to 446 and encodes 134 amino acids. The record is from RefSeq and is a predicted model, not a curated record. NCBI's taxonomy places the organism in Eukaryota, Metazoa, Chordata, Mammalia, Carnivora, Mustelidae. Gene Ontology annotation, cellular component: cytoplasm; nucleus.